AUGAUGAAAUCUAUUAGCUCGAGCCAGAGCUCGGCUCAACGAACGGAAAAUGACGAAGGCGGCGGCAUCGUGGAACCUGAAUCGGCUCAUAUUGCAAACGACUCUGCGAACUUGGUGUCGGAGCUACCUGACGCUAAAGGGUGGCGGGACUACGUUAACCAGUACUGGCAUGCUAAUGCGGUAUGCCACCAGUUCAGAGAUGGCGUUGACAUGCUCCCACAUGAACGCAAGUUACAUCGAUCGCGUCUUUCUCUAAUGAAGAUCAUCGCUGAAUAUGGUCAAGAAAAGCGCGCCGGUGACCAGGACCAAUUCGAGGCAGACUUUGCACUUUGCACUCAUGAUGACCUAACAGUUUACAAAAUUCUUGCAGAGAUUAGAAAACGUAAGCGAGCCCCGUCCAAACCGACUGGGCGAACGUAUUCGCCAUACAGCGGGUGUCGUCCGGACGACUGGAUGCGGACCUCUUCGGGUAAGCAUAGCGUCCCGUCGGCCAAGUCCAAGCGAAUCCCCGCUGGUACCAUGAAAUCCAUACAGAAGAUCGCGUCCUGGUCUGACAUCUCGCCGACCCACACGUCGAAGAAGUACACCAUGGCUCCAUCCAAGGUAAUCUUGAUCUUGGUAGUCAUCACCGAAGUAUAUACUGUCGACUGGAAACGUAUAUUCCACGGCAUGUUCCACAGAAUCGACCACCGUAUCGUCCACAGAAACUUCAACAGAAACUUCCUCUGCUUCAUCACAAGACUGCUGUACAGUUUCAUUUCGCGACAGCCCCACGAUUUCGUCAAGUUGCUGCACCGACAAUUUGACAACUUCAGCCCCAUCAUCAUUGACGAACUCAGCAAAUUCUGUGUCAAACCAGUUCCAGUCUACAUCGGCCAGUCUAGCAAGAUCGAUUUGGGCUUUGUAAGCAUUAUGUUUUACUUCUUCAAGCACUAUCCACUGUCAGCGUGCAAGAAGGCGCGCGGCUGCACGGUCAUUGCACUAUCUGCUCCCGUGCACCAGUCUAUCGCACAUCGAACACUUCACCGUACCGAAGCAUGGGCCACCCAUCGUGCCAAGAGCGCGACGAGUUCACAGACUUGCAUGAAGACGCCGGUAACAACCGGACAUACCACAUUUGCAACCACUGCAACAAUGCGUAUCGUGCUUCGCGGCAGCCAGCUGAGGGUAGUCACCGCGCAACACCGCACGAGCCUCCUGUCCCUGAGCCGAAGAGAAUUCGAGGGAGACCGGAAAACUAUAGAAGCCAUCUCAAAUUCUAUCAAGCCUAUAUUCAAACACGCAACUCUGUGGAAGCUGCUAGCCGUUCUUCCAGCUCAACAGCCUUUCAACGUAAUAGCAGUUCGUCUGUUCACGACGAUGCGUCCUCGACACGAAGUGAGAAAAGACAGAAGCGUAUCGACCAGUUUUUUUCAGGACCAUCGCAUGACGCGGAGGGAGAGAUCUUCAUGA
Phytophthora infestans T30-4 is the source of this 1452-nucleotide messenger RNA. RefSeq lists its product as uncharacterized. The coding region runs from base 1 to 1452 and encodes 483 amino acids. The transcript has 7 exons. NCBI's taxonomy places the organism in Eukaryota, Oomycota, Peronosporomycetes, Peronosporales, Peronosporaceae. The record is from RefSeq and is a predicted model, not a curated record.